AUUGUUGUCAUGUGACGGUAUCAAGGUACUCAGUCACAUGAUUCAAUAAAUGGUAGACACAAUGUUUGACAGAUCAGUUAAAAUUAAAGUUGCAAUAAUUUUCUUGCAUUUCGCAUCAUGUUUGGCUGUGGACAGUCUAAGGUUCCUUGUGAUGGGGGAUUGGGGAGGAUUACCAACCGUCCCAUACACAACUUCUAUCGAGACAGGGACUGCAAAGGCCAUGGGUGCCCUAACCUCUACUUACGGAACACAGUUUAAUUUAGCACUAGGUGACAAUUUCUACUUCGAUGGAGUGAAAACAGUCACUGAUGCAAGAUUCAAGGUACAAUUAACUGAUGCAAGAUUCAAGGAAACAUUUGACAAAGUAUUUACCGACCCGUCAUUACAGAAGACACCAUUUUACCUUGUGGCUGGUAAUCAUGAUCAUAACGGCAAUGUUUCAGCACAAAUAGCUUAUUCUAAAGUUGAGGACAGAUGGAAUUUUCCUGAUUAUUAUUACAAGUUAAAUUUCCCUAUCCCAGGCAGCCAGAUGUCUGUAGAUAUUAUCAUGAUCGACACUGUUCUUCUCUGUGGUAAUAGUGAUCAUGAUUUUCUUGUAAAACAACCCAAGGGACCAGCCAAUCAGAAGGUUGCUGAUGAUCAGCUGACUUGGAUAGAAAAACAAAUACAGACAAGCAAUGCCUCAUACCUUUUGGUUGCUGGACACUACCCUGUGUAUUCCAUAGCAGAGCAUGGUCCAACUGAUUGUCUUAUAGAUAAACUACUACCAACUUUACAGAAAUAUAAAAUCACUGCAUAUCUCAGUGGACAUGACCAUAACUUACAGCAUCUGUUGGUUACACGGCCUGGGUUGAAGAUGAACUUCUUUGUAAGUGGUGGAGCUAAUUUUGCAGAUAAAAGUAACAAACAUAAAAACGAGGUUCCUGACAAGUCAUCUAAGUUUUUCUGGGCAGAAGAAUCACAGCAUGGAGGAUUUGCCUAUGUGGAGGCUCUCGCCACUAAUAUGACAUGGACAUUUGUCAACGGAAAAAGUGAAAAUCUAUACCAGUAUGUUUUAUAUCCUAGGUCAUAGGUUAUGAAUUCAUGAUAAAUUGGGUCAUGACUUCUUGGCUAGCCUGUUGGGUUAUGACUUUUAUAUAAUAUUUUGAGCUACUGGUAUGACUUUUUUAUACUAAUAUGUGCCAUUAACCAUGACAAAGAUUUAUUUUAAUUAACACCAAAAAAUUGGUUUCCUACCUAAUCAAGCAUUAUUUUUAUAUAUUAUAUAUUUACAUUUUUAAUAAUUACAUUGUUGACUUUUUCAACAUGUUAUUUUGAAAUAAACUGCUGAUUACUGUGAGUGAGUUUUAAUUUAAUUUUUUAAUAUUUUUUUUAUGAAUACAAUGGAUUUUAUUACAAGAAAAGAAUAUUUUUCACACUUUUUAUAAUCACUUUUUUUAACAGUUUUAUAUUUAACUUCAAACUUUAAAUAAAAUUUUUAUAAUCUUUUAGAGAAAGUUUGUUCAAUGAUGCUAAGAUAAAAAAUAAAAUGGGGAGCGAUGAUUUUUUAGUAUUCUUUUAAAGCAGGAAUUAAUUGGGAAAAGAAAGAAAAAAGGACACCUACUGUCUGUUACAAGUAACCUCAUUUGAGGUAAUAUUAUUCUUACUGUAAUUUAUUUCUGAAUAAAAUUGUCUCAUUUACAUGUAGAUUCUAUUAAGAGUUGAAAACACUAUUCUGUAUCUAUCAAUGUAGAAAAAUGAUUACAGGGUAAUCUUAGUUGCUUUUAUUUAAUAAUUUUUAGUUGUUGUCAAAUUUAGAUCAUUCACUCAAUAGGUCAGAGAUCAUUUCUAGUCUUAUAGCAUGUUAGUCAUUCAAAUCUAGUCAUUUGAUAAUACAUUGGGACAUGGAACAGUUUUAUAUUUAUAUAGUUUAAUUUUAUUUUAUAAGAAAUAGUAAAGUCUGUGUAUGUUGCUCAAAUCUUAUAUAUUUAUUUAUUACUGAAUGUUUUAUUGUCUUUCAUGUUUCUGUUACAAACAUGUUGAGUUUCCAAACUAAUUCCAUUUGAUAAUGUUGUAAUAUCAGUACCCAUGUAUUCAUGCUCUAGUGAUUGAGAAAUGUUUGUAUUGAUUUUAUGUUUUCUUUUGCAUUACCUCCCUUUCAGUUCAGUUCCAAAUAUGAUACAAUGAUAUAUAGUUAUUUCCUUUCAUACGAAGUACAACUCGUUAUGAAAUUCAAUGUUGAAAGGCAUUUUUUUUCUGUAUAGUUGGAAUAAACUUUGGUCGAUAUAAAUGCGAAAUAAACUAUUAACAAAAAUACCAAACUUCAAUAAAUUACAAAAAAAAGGGGAGUUAAUAAAAACCUUGAUAAACCAAAUGCUCAAAGUUUAUACAUAGUUUGUUUUAGACAUGUUUGACUGUAGGAGACUGUGAUUGUCGUACUCUGUGAUACUUAAUUACAUUCAUUUUAUUACUGUUGAUCAUAUCUAACUGUCUUUCAUUGAAAUAAAGUUAUCAUUCUUUAUAAUAUA
Molecule: messenger RNA, 2507 nt
Organism: Mytilus trossulus (common blue mussel)
Lineage: Eukaryota; Metazoa; Mollusca; Bivalvia; Mytilida; Mytilidae
Product: tartrate-resistant acid phosphatase type 5-like
Exons: 6
Coding region: 50-1072 (340 amino acids)
Molecular function (GO): ferrous iron binding; acid phosphatase activity; ferric iron binding
Source: RefSeq, a predicted model, not a curated record